AAAAUAAAAAAUGCAUGAGAUGUGAAUGUGCAGUGUGAAAUGAAGGAGAGGGUCUGGAUGUGGAUGUGCGGCUCUUCUGCUUGCCGUGCCAUGCGGGACACGCUGCUGGCUGCCACCAUGGCACCUUCCCUUUCCUGCUCUGGCUCUGUGUGUGCUGCCGUUAAUGUCUCCAGCUGUGCGGACGCACAGCACCGUCAUGCCCCAUCAGUUUUGUUGCACUGAUCGGUUCAUCGGCAGAUUGAGAGGUUUUUUUCAGGCAGAGUGUGGACGCGCACUGGAUGGGCAGCGAGCGAGGCGAGGGGCGGUAUACGGGGCCACUUCUGGCUCUCCAUCGUUACGGGAAACGGUGCUCCAAGGACACGGAGAGGAGAGGCAGGAGGCGCAUCCAGGUCGUUUAGGGUGUUUGCUCAUUGUUUUCUUUGCCGUGAGCCAAGUUUUUUGUGUGUAACUAGAGGAGAAAGCGUGAUUUCUCAAACAAGACGGAGCUUUGUCCGCCGCCCAGCUUUUUGGAGCUUUAAUUUGGCAAAUUGGCUUCCCAGACAGACCGACGGCCAGACCGUCUCUGCUCCUCUGCUCUCCCGUCUUCUCCUCGCUCUUUUCAGCCACGCUCUCUGCCAUCACAGGUUCUCUAUGGACUCUAUGCCUGCUUUACUUUUUUCUCAACCUCGUUCUUGUCUCUCCGUGCGUAACCUCCAUCCAUCCAUAACGGAGCUGUCAUACUGGAGGGGGUGUGUUUUUUUCUAAAGAGGCCUCUAGCUGCUAAAGGCUGCGAGGCUGAGAGCUGCAGGCCUGCGACAUGUGAAAAGAACUUGACCCCUUGACCCUCUCAAGUCUCGCCCUGUAGAUCUGAGCUUGGUUGUGUUUCUGCAGCAGAACUCGCUUGAACUGAAGUUGUGACCGCGACCCGACACCCUCCUGCCUCGGGCAUGCCUCAGCCGGGUAUGAAUGGGAUGGAGCCUGCGUUUGGCGAGGCCUACGGGGGACACAGGGGUCUGCUUAGCCCCUACCCUCUGGUCAUGUCGCCACAGGGGGGCAGGACUGAGUACGACCAGGUGAGACAGCAGAGCGUGCUCCUCAUGCUAGGCUCCCCGGCAUCACCAAGGAAACGACCCUUUGAGUUGCUAAGCGACCUGGUGGACGACGGUGGCUUCGGUGAAGACCUACACCCAGAGCGCUGGGAUGUGUCUGCAUUGGACGAGAUGGCUCGCUACACCAAGCCGGGCCUCGGGGUGGGAGGGGAGCUGCUGGCUUACUCCGAGGAGGCCGUACUGAUGGGCCGCUGGGGGAGGAGCCAGGAGGAGCAGGAGGAGGAAGAGGAGGAGGAGGAGGAGAGGAGGAGGAGGAAGAACAGGCACACACUAUCUCCCGUCACCCAGGAAGUCCAGGCGACUGCUGCAGGGAGGGAGGAGGGGCAUAUCUCUGUUGCCACGACAACAGAGAGGGGGUUAUGUGUUGUGGGAAGAGCAACAGGAGGGGGACAGGAUGGGGGAAUGUCAAGGGAGCGUACAGUGGAGGUGUAUCAGGUGGCACAGGAGGAAGAGGAAGUGGUGGUGGCGGCGGCAGGUUUGGCUUUAGAGCACUGCAGCGAGGAGCACAACUACUCCCUGAGCCAGGGCGGGGAGCUGGGAACAGGGCCCAGUCACAACUCCCAGACAGACGAGGUGCGAGAGGGGGAGGCGCAACAGGACGUGCGGGGCAAGGAGGAGGGCCAGGCCAUGGGUGAGAUUGAUCUGGAAGAGGAAGAGGACGAGGAGGAGGAAGAAGAGGAGGAUGAAGAGGAGGAGGCAGAGGAAGGAGAGGAGGGAAUGGAGGAGACGGUGGUGGAAGCUGAACUCUCCAGCACCUCAGAAACUGAAUGUGAGGUGGAGGCAGAGCCAGUGAGGAAGCCAGGCGAGCGCCCCUCGAAGCGCAGCUGUUUCUGGGAGUACAGACGCGCUAGAGAAUCAACCACAAAGAAGAAGCUGGGCGGAGAUGUGCACUGGUCUCUGUCGUGGAGCUCCAGCACUCUCCCGAGCACACUGUACCGCAGAGAGGGCAAAAAAGGGCGCCGCAAAGCUCGCAAGACUGACGCCAGUGACCUGACACCAAACCCUCAGAAGCUCCACAACAUCGGGGAGCAGCUGCAGAAGCUCAACGCUGCUAUCGACGGAAUGGGUCCAGUCAAUGACCUGCCCGCUGUGGCCCGAGCCCGGUCCCGCAAGGAGAAGAACAAGCUGGCCUCCAGGGCCUGCCGGUUGAAGAAGAAGGCCCAGCAUGAAGCCAACAAGAUCAAGCUGUGGGGGCUCAACCAGGAGUACGACAACCUGCUGGGGGCUCUGCUGCGGAUUAAGGAGGUGAUCAGACGGCGGGUGGAGAGCAGCGAGGAAGAGGACACAGAUGAAGGAGGGAUGACCCAACACCUGGAAGACAUCCUGCGGGAGUCCAGCGGUCCUUUAGUCGCCGGGCGGACCAAAGACUUUGUGCAGAGGAUUUUGGCAGCCAGCGCUGGCGGUCAGACCCAGCGCAAAGAGCCCCCGCAGGGAGGAGAUGAGGCAGCGGGGUAAACCCCACGCUCUGCCCCUCCUCCCUCUCUCUCCCUCUUCCACAUCCUCCCCUCCCAGCACCACCUGCCUGACCUGACCGAGCUGCUCUCACAGUGUAAAAAAUAUAAGCGAAGAGGUGAAGCAGAGGUGGGGAAAUAGAAGAAGAGGAGGAGGAGGAAGAGGAAGGAGUAGCCCAAACAAAAUGGGAGUGAAUAGUCACCGUGCUCCCGGCCACCUCCUGCUGGCCCUCCACACAGCAGCCGCCUUCACUGCUCUCUCUGCAGCCUGCACCACAAACACCGCCAGGCCGGAGCUGCUGCUGCUGCUGCUGCUGAUGUUUCUGUGUUCUGUGUGUCUGUGUGUGUGUGUGUGUGUGUGUGUGUGUGUGUUGGACAUGUAACAUACUGUAUGAGUGUGUAUAGUGUUCCUCUCUCCCUCUCUGUGUGGAAUUUGUAUCCCAUUGUGCCUAUGAAUAGACAUUGCACUGUUUUGUAGAUGGUUGUAGUUGUCGGCAGGGGACCGGUAGUGAGCCGAGGGCAAGGGGGCAUUUGAGGAUAGAGGAAGUGCUAAAAUAAGGAAGUGGGAGGAGCCCAGGCCUGAAAAGUGUAGGAGCAGCUUUGUCUGUGUGUGUGUGGGUGUGUGUGUGUGUGUGUGUGUGUGCUUUUUUUUUUUUUGGCUGGGCUCCAGUAGAAACACUGCAUACCGUUCAGAUUGCGUCGUCUGAAAUGCCAGUAAGUGAUCAGUAAGGAGUCCUGAUGCCAGACCAGCUGUUAAUGGAAACAACAGACUUUGUGUUGGAGCUUUAAGACCACCCUCCCUCUUUAUCCCCGCCAUCACCCUGUCAAAGUUAAA
Monopterus albus (swamp eel) is the source of this 3374-nucleotide messenger RNA. RefSeq names its product CREB3 regulatory factor-like. The record is from RefSeq and is a predicted model, not a curated record. NCBI's taxonomy places the organism in Eukaryota, Metazoa, Chordata, Actinopteri, Synbranchiformes, Synbranchidae. Gene Ontology annotation, molecular function: RNA polymerase II transcription regulatory region sequence-specific DNA binding; DNA-binding transcription factor activity, RNA polymerase II-specific. Gene Ontology annotation, cellular component: nucleus. The transcript is spliced from 10 exons. Gene Ontology annotation, biological process: response to unfolded protein; regulation of transcription by RNA polymerase II. Bases 927 to 2543 code for a protein of 538 amino acids.